AUGAACUCCAAUCAGCCGUCGAGGCGCAAGAGCGCCUUUAAUGAGGAGUUCGAUGUGAUGCAAGCCAUUCAAGAAGAUCGCAUGGCUUACCACGCCAGCAUCGCGUGUCACGAGCGGUGCGUGCACAACUACUGGUUUAACAACUUUUACUGGCGCGAGAAGACGUGCAUGGAAAACUGCCUUUCAAAACUCAACCAGGCGACGGUCAUCACGAACAUCAACUACGGCAAAUUUGAGGAUGUCGAGUCGAAGAAGUGA
Molecule: messenger RNA, 258 nt
Organism: Leishmania braziliensis MHOM/BR/75/M2904
Lineage: Eukaryota; Euglenozoa; Kinetoplastea; Trypanosomatida; Trypanosomatidae
Product: putative mitochondrial translocase subunit
Exons: 1
Coding region: 1-258 (85 amino acids)
Source: RefSeq, a predicted model, not a curated record